ACAGCUGAAGAGAAGCUGUUAAGGUGGUGGUGCCAACGAAAUUAGUGCCUCAAGAAGAUGGAUAUUCCCACCAUGAAAUAAGUAAGCAAAACAUUCAUGUCACCUUCUGCAAUUACGCUACUAGGGGUUGAUUCAUUGAGGGUGCACUUGGAGAACACCACAAGAUUGUAUCUUGAGUUAAAGAAAGUUGAUUUAUGGUUUAGACAAACCCAAAAAAGCUCAACAAGUUAGAUCUUACAUGUAGCAUUAUUCCUUAUAUAACCUCUUUCAUAUCAUACAAAAAAUAAAAAAAUAGAAAACAAAAAACAUUAAGCUUAAUGAUAUGUACAGUAUUUCAAACUAAUUAAUCAGUCUGAUGUUUCUCUCCUUGAACUUACAUGUUGAAUUUUUUGUUGAGUUGAGCAUCUCAGACAUAUUCCAAACCUAAUUUUAUAUGUCACAUGAGGGACUAAGGAUUCAGCUGUAAGUCAACCACCUAACAUCUAUGGAUGGACAAUUCUGACACUAACAUUGAAGAUAAAACAAAGUUGCAUUUUUUACUCAGAUAUCAUUGAAGUUGAGAACCCUAACAGCAGUAUCACUUUGAGCAAUCAAACAACGGAAGUCCAGCUCAGUUGCAGUACCUAAGAGAGCCCCAUGCAUGGAUUCGGUGAAGAAAUAUGAGAUCGCUGGAAAUGGCGAAGAGUUUGAUGAUGAUGGGGUUCGUCAUGGCGUCGGUGAUCGUGCUCCCGGGCCUCGCGUCGGCACAGUCGGGCUGCACGGCCGUGAUCCUCGGCCUCGCUCCGUGCCUGAGCUACAUCACCGGCAACUCCUCCACCCCUUCCUCCUCGUGCUGCACGCAGCUCGCCCGCGUCGUGAAGUCGCGGCCGGCGUGCCUCUGCUCGGUGCUCAACGGCGGGGCGUCGUCGUUGGGGAUCACCAUCAACCAGACCCGGGCGUUGGCCAUGCCCGGAGCCUGCAAGGUCCAGACUCCGCCGGUUAGCGCGUGCAGUGCUGUGAGCAGUGGGCCAGCAGCUGCGCCAGAGGCUUCUCGCACGACGACUCCGGAGACCCCACCGACGCCGUCUGUCCCUGCCAGCCCCAAAACGGAGACACCAUCGCCGCCGUCGGUUCCCAGCAGCGCCACUGCCGCAAGACCUUCUACACCAUCAACUCCAACCGCAGGAAGCGGAUCGAAGGCUACGCCCUCAACUACUGGAGCAACUUCGGAUGGGAGUUCUUACAAGCCAAGCAGUUCUCUGAUGACUUCAGUCCUCUAUGUAGCUGGAUGCAUCUUGUUGAUGGCCAAUCUGUGAGUCUACUGCAUGAUCUGGACUGUGGCUACUACUGCAUCAUUGGCCUCUAAAAGCUCGUCUAUGUCGACUUGUGUCACUUCUAAUGCUGGCUCUGUUUUAAUCGAAUCAUGGUUUUAUUUGUUUAUCUGUGUGAUAUAGAAUGCAAUUUUAUUUGUUUCCUCAAUGAAGAGAUGGGUGUUUGUAUCGUCUGAGGUGUAAUAUACAGUAUGUAUUACUUGUACUGCUGAAGUGGUGCCUCUCAUAUAGUCCUCAGCAGAACUGCUACUACUCAAUGGUUGGUCAAUAUAAAAAGUCUUUUUCUUAUGAUCCUUUUUCAACCCACAAAUGAACAUGAAUGUCUUAAGAAAUGA
Molecule: messenger RNA, 1645 nt
Organism: Musa acuminata AAA Group (dessert banana)
Lineage: Eukaryota; Viridiplantae; Streptophyta; Magnoliopsida; Zingiberales; Musaceae
Product: non-specific lipid transfer protein GPI-anchored 5-like
Exons: 4
Coding region: 660-1295 (211 amino acids)
Biological process (GO): lipid transport
Molecular function (GO): lipid binding
Source: RefSeq, a predicted model, not a curated record